AUGCCCUACACAUUUGACUGGCUUAGCAAGGAGGUGGUUAAAAAGCUUCAAGGAAGAGAUCUGAGGCCUGUCAAAAGCCUGGCAGAUGCAACCAAAUUCCGCCUGUUUUACAUACUUCAGGAGACUUCUCCCUGGUUGGCUUUCAAAACUGAAUAUAUUCCAGUUGAAUUUACCCUUCUGGAUGUCUUGGAGCCCAAUUUUCCUGUUCCAGAGCCUGAAGUGUCAGCUCCCAUCCCCCUCAAACACACCGUAUCUCAGAAACUGAAGGCAAAUGUGGAUGUCGAACCCAUUGCAGGAGGAGAUGCAGGGUUUGUUAAGUCUGGUGGAUACGACAUUGAGGUUCAGAGUAUGAGCAUCCCAAAUAAAAAACUGGAAAGUCUUCAAAACAGGAAACUGUUGGAUAAGUUGCCAUCGUAUAUGAAAAAUUGCUGUAUUGAAGGAAAGAACCUGUAUGUGGUAACAGAAGCCUAUGAAGUGACCAAGGAUACUGUUUUGGAAGGCAAAUGCAGUGUCAAUAUUUUAGGCAAAGGGUCCAUCAAACAGCUUUUCAAGGUACAAGAUGGGGACAAGAAAGCUAAGAGAACGGAUUCAAUACCUAUCCUAAAGGGUUCAGUGUUGGCCUACAAGAAGCAGCAACUGGUCAUCGAGGAUAACACUUGUGCCAUUCUCCCUUCUGCCAAUGCUAAGAAGAAGAUGACCUUUGCAAACAGACCUAUGUAUUUAUCUGGACACUUUGAAAUACUAAGACAUCAUGAGGAAAUCAUUAGGAUAGGCUCAAGGAUAGAAUACAUCUCUCCGAUUGGAACAAUAGAGGAGCCCACCCAUCUAGAUUUCCAGUGCCUACAAAAUGAAGUUUCCCAAAAAACAAUGCUACUGGCUGAGCUCUCAAAGGAUGUUCAAGAAGUUGUGUUCUCCAGUUUCCUGCACAUGCUUUGUGAAGGUGACAGUGAGGUUCUAUAUGACCUGAUGAAAAUGCUGGAGUUGAAUCAGUUGGAGCAUAUGGAUGGUCCAGGUGGCAAAAUCCUGGAAGAGCUGCAAAAGGACAGGAGCCCUUCAUGGAUUGACCUAAAGGACCUCAUUCUUAAUCUCCUUCAAGCCCUGAUGGUGCUGAGCAAUACCCAACUCAGUCUGCUGGCUCAGUCUGUGGAGAUGCGGCUCCUCCUGCAGCAACAAGAGCUGGUAAAGAGCAUCCUCCAGCCAAACUACAAGUAUCCAUGGCACAUUCCCUUCACACUGCAGCCUCAGCUUCUUGCCCCACUCCAGGGUGAGGGCUUGGCCAUUACUUAUGAAUUGCUGGAGGAGUGUGGUCUGAAGAUGGAGCUGAAUAACCCCAGGUCAACUUGGCAUUUGGAAGUCAAGAUGCCCCUGUCUGCUCUCUAUGCAAGCCUGUCACUUUUACAGCAACUUUCAGAAGCCUAA
Molecule: messenger RNA, 1419 nt
Organism: Mus pahari (shrew mouse)
Lineage: Eukaryota; Metazoa; Chordata; Mammalia; Rodentia; Muridae
Gene: Gsdmc
Product: gasdermin C
Exons: 11
Coding region: 1-1419 (472 amino acids)
Biological process (GO): pyroptotic inflammatory response; defense response to bacterium
Molecular function (GO): phosphatidylinositol-4,5-bisphosphate binding; phosphatidylserine binding; phosphatidylinositol-4-phosphate binding
Source: RefSeq, a predicted model, not a curated record